This is a messenger RNA of Cavia porcellus (domestic guinea pig), 2533 nucleotides long. It is a transcript of the gene Lsg1, whose product is annotated as large 60S subunit nuclear export GTPase 1. Gene Ontology annotation, cellular component: cytosol. The transcript has 14 exons. Gene Ontology annotation, biological process: ribosomal subunit export from nucleus. The coding region runs from base 95 to 2239 and encodes 714 amino acids. Lineage: Eukaryota; Metazoa; Chordata; Mammalia; Rodentia; Caviidae. Gene Ontology annotation, molecular function: GTP binding; GTPase activity. The record is from RefSeq and is a predicted model, not a curated record.
UGGGUUUGGUUUACGUCACUUCCUGUAGUAGCUCCGUGAAUGCCGGAAGCUGCACGCGUGGAGGAACUAGGAGUUGGACCACACCGGGGAUGCUAUGGGCCGGAGGAAGGUGCAGGGUAGUGGGUCGCUGGGCCGGACCCUUAUCCGCCACCAGACACAGCGGAGCCGUAGACACCGUCACACCGACUCCUGGUUGCACACCAGUGAACUGAACGACGGAUAUGACUGGGGCCGCCUCAAUCUGCAGUCGGUGACUGAGCAGAGCUCCCUCGAUGACUUUCUGGCAACCGCAGAACUCGCAGGAACAGAGUUCGUAGCUGAGAAGCUAAAUAUUAAGUUUGUACACCCUGAGACCAGAACUGGGCUGCUGUCAUUUGAGGAGAGCCAGAGAAUUCAGAAGCUCCAUGAAGAAAACAGACAGUUCUUGAGCAUCCCCAGAAGACCAAUUUGGGACAAAAAUACUAGCCCAGAAGAACUCAAACAGGCUGAGAAGGAUAACUUCCUAAAAUGGAGACGCAAGCUUGUCCGACUAGAAGAGGAACAGAAGUUGAUACUAACUCCAUUUGAGCGAAAUUUGGACUUUUGGCGCCAGCUCUGGAGAGUCAUUGAAAGAAGUGAUGUUGUGGUCCAGAUAGUGGAUGCUCGAAACCCACUCCUGUUUCGCUGCCAGGAUUUGGUAAGUGCCAAUUGCCGUCCUUGGGACAGCAGAGAGGCCGGAACCUCAGCACGUGCCUGCGGCUGCUGCUCUGCCCUCCUUUCCUUGAGGCCCUGGGCUCGCACAGUGCGUCUGCUUGGACAGGUGACUUGUCAGCGGCUGUUUCCGUCUGCAGGAAUGCAUCGUGCUGCUCAGGAGUGUUACGUGAAAGAGAUCGAUGCCAAUAAAGAGAAUGUCAUCCUGAUCAACAAGGCAGACCUGUUGACUGCUGAGCAGCGCAGGGCCUGGGCCGCGCACUUCGAAAGCGAAGGUGUGCAGGUGAUUUUCUGGUCAGCUUUGGCUGGAACUUCCCAGCUGAAUGAGGAUCCAAAGGAGCCAGAGCACAGCGAAGCUGGAGAGGCCAGCACGGCCGAGUCUGCAGACUCCAGCUCAGAGGAGGACACAGGCAAGCCAAGCCCUUGCCCAGACAGUGAGGCGGUCAGCGAGGACGACAGCGAGUAUGAGGACUGCCUGGAGGAAGAGGAGGAGGAGGAGGAGGAGGACUGGCACACGUGCUCAGAGGAGGGCAGCGGCGCCGAGGAGGAAAAAGAGGAGGAGGAGGCGUACAGCCGGGGCUGGAGGGACAGUCCGGCCAACCCAGGGGCCUCGACUGGGGAGGCCCCACAGAGCAGGCUGCCCCGCAAUCUCAGCCACCUGGUGUCCAGGCAGGAACUGCUGGAGCUCUUCAAGCAGCUGCACGGCGGGAGAAGGGUGAAGGCCGGGCAACUCACUGUGGGCCUGGUAGGCUACCCUAACGUUGGCAAGAGUUCCACCAUCAACACCAUCCUCGGCAACAAGAAAGUGUCUGUGUCCGCCACACCUGGCCACACCAAGCAUUUCCAGACCCUCUAUGUGCAGCCCGGCCUCUGCCUGUGUGACUGCCCUGGCCUGGUGAUGCCGUCCUUCGUGUCCACUAAGGCAGAGAUGACCUGCAGUGGAAUCCUGCCCAUUGACCAGAUGCGAGACCAUGUUCCUCCUGUGUCACUCGUUUGCCAGAAUAUUCCCCGGCGCGUCCUGGAAGCCACCUAUGGCAUCAGCCUCACAAAGCCCCGGGAAGACGAAGAUCCUCACCGGCCUCCCACCUCAGAGGAACUGUUGACGGCAUAUGGAUCCAUGCGGGGCUUCCGGACGGCACACGGCCAGCCCGACCAGCCUCGCUCUGCGCGCUACAUCCUGAAGGACUACGUCAGGGGUAAACUGCUGUACUGCCACCCUCCCCCCGGCAUAGACCCCGUGACCUUUCAGUACCAACACCAGCGACUCCUGGAGAACAAGAUGAACGGUGCUGAAAUAAAAACGCAGCCAAGCAGAGACAGAAAGGAGAAGCAGAUUGAAAAUGUCGUUGACAAAACAUUUUUCCAUCAAGAGAACGUGAGGGCGCUGACGCGAGGGGUCCAGGCUGUGAUGGGUUACCAGCCCGGCAGCGGCCCGGUGACCGCAGCUGCUGUGAGCUCCGAGAAUGUGGUGGGGAAGCCCUGGAAGAAACAUGGCAACAGGAACAAAAAGGAGAAAAGCAGGAGACUCUACAAGCACCUGGACAUGUGACUGCAGCCAGGCACGACAGAGGAAGCUGUGUGGCAUAGGGGGAUGAGCAGCUGCUCAGGCCUUGGACUGCCCCAGACAGGCACCCACCAGCCUGCUCCUGGGGAGCACAGCCACACCCGCAGGCUUGGCACCAGGAUGGGGCUGCGUGGACCAGGCUCUGAGCAGCAGAGUCAGGAGCCCGGGAGCAGUUCCUUGGAGGGCAGAGCUCGGGAUUAGGGGCGGAUGAUGGGAUCUGUGUGGACGGGCACCGGUUUGUGAAAUCAGGAGAGUCUGUAGAUUAAAGUUCAGCUACCA